AUGGUGGAUUCAGUCGUUGUUGCUGCCACUUUCGAAAUGCCUUGCACUGAAGAAAGAGCAGAAAAUUUCCCUCUACCACACUCUCAAUUCUUCAGUCUUGUUCAUUCAAUGACUGGUUCUAAGAAGCUCCAAGUUGGAACAGAUGAUGAAAGUCCACACAAAUGGUGUGUUCCAUUGGGAGAAGAUGUUUUCAGAAGAUUAUUCGGCCAUGGCAAUCCAACAGUGCACAAGAUUUUUGGUGAUGCAUCACUUUUCAGUCCAAUGUUGUUCGGGAAGUUCUUUGAUCCUUCUGAUGCCUUCCCUCUUUGGGAGUUUGAGUCAGAUAUCUUGCUGUCUCAUCUGAGAAGCUCCAACCAAAACACUGUGGAUUGGUAUCAAAAAGAUGAAGCUUACAUGUUAAAGGCAGAAAUACCAGCAACUGGGAUGAGUAACAUUGAAGUCCAUGUUGACAAUGGGAAGGUUGUGGAGAUUAGUGGAGAGUGGAAGCCACAAAAAGAAUCAAAGGCAAGUGAUUGGAGGUGUGGCCAUUGGUGGGAAUAUGGAUAUGUUCGAAGGUUAGAGGUCCCAGAAGAUGCAGACUUAAAGAUCAUUGAAGCUCUCAUACGUAAUGCCAGAUUUUUUAAGAGAAUAAUCAGAUUAAGGUAUAGCAGAGAAAUAGGCAUGGGUAACAAUGGAACACUCCCAUCCGUGCAAGUCCGUAGACAGAGAUUGAAAAAUAAAUCGAAAAAUUUUGGAGAUGCGGGGUAUCGAUCCCCGUACCUCUCGCAUGCUAAGCGAGCGCUCUACCAUCUGAGCUACAUCCCCUCUUGUUAUGAUUGA
Messenger RNA from Sphenostylis stenocarpa, 819 nucleotides. Lineage: Eukaryota; Viridiplantae; Streptophyta; Magnoliopsida; Fabales; Fabaceae. The record is from the annotation of a GenBank genome assembly.